Messenger RNA from Galendromus occidentalis (western predatory mite), 1134 nucleotides. RefSeq lists its product as uncharacterized. NCBI's taxonomy places the organism in Eukaryota, Metazoa, Arthropoda, Arachnida, Mesostigmata, Phytoseiidae. The record is from RefSeq and is a predicted model, not a curated record. The coding region runs from base 1 to 1134 and encodes 377 amino acids. The transcript has a single exon.
AUGGCACAAUCAUACGAAGAGAUGAGUGUAAUGCUAUCUGUGACCACUGAACUGGGGAAUGAGAAAAAUCUACAGUUCAACCCCGCGAAGAGUGCGAUGAUAAUAUUUAAUCACACCGGACUUGGAGAGCCUAGAGAAAUGAAAAUACAAGGGAAGCACAUAGAAUUCGAAGACGAAUAUAAAUACCUUGGGAUUACUAUCUGUAAUGAACCUAACUAUCUCCUUCGCCAAGAACAAAUCUGGAAGAGGGAGGCACACAAGGCACUUCAGAGCUUACACGCUCAAAGCAUAUGGACAUUCAACAGAUUCGAGAUCACACGGAUCCAAUGGAUGGCGACAGGUGUACCGAAGCUAACAUACGCGAACGCAGUGUUGGCAUCGCGGGCAUCGAGACAAAUUACGGCCAUCUUUGAUAGAACUCAGGUGGCCGCAGGGAAAUGGGCUAUGGGGAUCACGGCACAUAAGGUCGCGACAGAGUUUGUGCUCGGCGAGCUUGGGUGGUCCACAUUCGAGAGCAGAGAGGCGCAGAGCAAAAUCCGAUACUUCGCAAGAAUAAGUGCGAUGGAUUCAGACCGAUGGCCACGGAAGUGCCUAUCGAUGAUGGCCUCUACAAAUAUAUACACAGAAGCCAUAGCCCGACUGAACUUUCUUAAAAAACGAUUCUCAUGCACGGAUAUUCCCCUAGAAUAUACGGGAGAUCAGAGUGCGAGAUUCCAACUCUUCAAUGAACAAGUGAAGAGGAGGAUAAAAGUAAAACUAAGUGAGCAAUGGACGGAGUCAAUGAGCUCGAAAUCAAGUCUCACCCUAUAUAGACAAUGGAAAGUAAGGGGCGUAACGGUACGCGGGCUAUAUACGAAUAGUCGAGGGAGUACAUUGUUAGCACUGGCCAGAGCGGGAAUGCUACCGACCAGAGCACAUCGAACGAAAUACGAACCACUCGACCCACUGUGUACGAAAUGCGGGAGAGAGGUAGAAACAAUCCCUCACAUCAUCAUGAAAUGUGAACCAUAUCACUCUGAGACGAAUGAGCUCCCCAGAAUGCUGGGCUUGGAGGGGGAGGGUGACGAUGGGACAUGUGAGGAGACGAAGAGAACGCUCGAGGAAUGGGAAGACGAGGCCCGAAGGAUCCGCUAG